Adelges cooleyi (spruce gall adelgid) is the source of this 2667-nucleotide messenger RNA. RefSeq names its product casein kinase II subunit alpha (gene CkIIalpha). Gene Ontology annotation, molecular function: protein serine/threonine kinase activity; ATP binding. The record is from RefSeq and is a predicted model, not a curated record. The coding region runs from base 543 to 1628 and encodes 361 amino acids. Gene Ontology annotation, biological process: protein phosphorylation. Gene Ontology annotation, cellular component: cytosol; protein kinase CK2 complex; nucleus. NCBI's taxonomy places the organism in Eukaryota, Metazoa, Arthropoda, Insecta, Hemiptera, Adelgidae. The transcript has 9 exons.
CGCGCGCACGCACGCACGCAUUGUUCCGCCGUCGACCGCGACUCCUCCGUGUGUACGGUAUUUUUAGUUGAUUACCGAAAAACAAAGUAUACGAAUUAUUAUUAUUUUCCUUUUAGAUCUUCCGCCGGGGACUCGUCGUGAGAAGUCGAAACACGCUUUGGAACGUCCCCGCUCUGCCGACCGAUCACAUAAACGUCAGACGUACACGCGCUAUAAAAAAAAAAAACCCGCACACCGCAAGUCUCGCGUACCCGACAUCGCCGCCGUUCGACUCAACAGCAGUUCGUGUCGUCGUUGCCGUUUAUUAUCAACAAAAAAAAAAUAACUCGAACCGCCGUCACCGCCCAACAACAGCAAAGGUUUUUUUUAAAUAAUUCGCUAUCCUACGCCGAUCAUGCCAACAGCGUUGUUAUACAGCUGAGCCGCCGCCGCCGUCGUCGGAAAAUGUUAUAGCAGAUACCAACUGCUUCUUGAGUGCGACCGGAACAAAGUUUCGGAAAGUUGUAAACGAUCAAACGACCACUGUUAGGUAUAUUAGUCAAAUGGCGCUGCCGAGCCGAGCGCGAGUUUAUGCCGAUGUUAAUUCUCAUAAACCUAGAGAAUACUGGGAUUAUGAAUCGUACACUGUUGAGUGGGGGCAACAAGAUGAUUACCAGUUAGUAAGAAAACUUGGUAGAGGCAAGUACAGUGAAGUUUUUGAAGCAAUUGACGUAACCAAUAGUGAAAAAUGUGUUGUGAAAAUAUUAAAGCCAGUAAAGAAAAAGAAAAUCAAAAGAGAGAUAAAAAUUCUUGAAAACUUGAGAGGAGGUACCAAUAUUAUAUCGCUGCAAGCAGUGGUUAAAGAUCCUGUAUCUCGAACACCUGCUCUUAUUUUUGAGCAUGUUAAUAACAUGGAUUUUAAACAACUUUACCAGACUUUGAAUGACUAUGAUAUUAGAUUUUAUCUCUACGAGUUGCUCAAGGCAUUAGAUUAUUGUCAUAGUAUGGGCAUCAUGCACCGUGAUGUAAAGCCUCACAAUGUCAUGAUUGACCACGAAAACAGAAAAUUGCGCCUUAUUGAUUGGGGUUUAGCAGAGUUUUAUCAUCCUGGUCAAGAAUACAAUGUCCGAGUAGCUUCCAGAUAUUUUAAGGGUCCCGAAUUACUCGCUGAUUAUCAGAUGUAUGAUUACUCAUUGGAUAUGUGGUCACUGGGUUGCAUGUUAGCCAGUAUGAUUUUCCGAAAAGAACCGUUCUUCCACGGUCAUGACAAUUACGAUCAACUUGUACGUAUUGCUAAGGUUCUUGGAACAGAAGAACUUUUUGAAUAUUUAGAUAAGUAUCAUGUGGAACUGGAUCCAAGGUUUUCAGAUAUUUUGGGAAGACAUUCAAGAAAGCGAUGGGAACGUUUUGUGCAUAGUGAAAACCAACAUCUUGUCACUCCAGAGGCUUUGGAUUUCUUAGAUAAACUUUUACGUUACGAUCAUUUUGAGCGGUUGACUGCCAGAGAAGCGAUGGAUCAUCCAUAUUUCUAUCCUGUAGUAAAAGAACAGUCACGAAUUAACUUGGGCGCGUCAUCAGUAUCUCCAACACCAAUUACAGCAGGCGGAAAUGGCAUAACUUCACCGAAUGCUGUUGGUGUUCUCCAGUGAGAGUUCCUCAAUGAGACAUUGCUGCUUUUUUUGCUUUUGGACAAAAUUAAUUAAAAAUAUAUAUAUUUAAUUAAAAAAUAGAAAUCAACACCUUUAUCUCAGGAAUAUCACACUCAAAAAAAAAAAAAAAACAAUUUUGUUUUAUUUUUUAUUUUUUACUUGUAUUAUUUCUAUUAAAAAAAAAGGUUAUUAUUUAAUGUUUAGGUCUUUUGUGUAUAAAUUGAUAAUAUUUUUCUUACUAAAACCGUGAAGAAUACUAAAUGUUUCUUGUACAUAGUACUCUUACCUCCAUUCCCCCAUCUCCCAAAAAAAAAAAAAAUCAACCAUACAAAUUAAAAUAAUGACGGGAAUUCGAAUUUUUUUUUUGAUUAUGUAUAAAUUUGGCAGAGAUUAACAAUUCGAAAUGAUUAAGUCAACCAUUUCUCCUGCUCUUCUAUGUAAUUUAUUUAUAUAACACUAUGUGUUUGUUGCCUUGUUACAUUAAAAAUAUAUACAUUACAAAUUUAUAUAUUUUACAAAUGAAUAAUGUAAAUAAUUAUGAUUAUAACAAUAAAUUACGUUUAAAAAAAGAUAAAAGAAAGGAUUACAAAUCAAAUACCUUUAGUUUUUUUUUUUUUUAAGUAGUUAAACAAAAUGUUUUAUACUCAUAUUUAAUAUGUAUAUUGUUAAAAGAAAAAUUAUGAGUAAUAUCGAAAAUUGAUUUAAGAACUGCUAACAAGAUCUUUAAUAUUAUUUCAGUGUCGGUAUGAACUAUGUAGCUUUUUGUCGCCUCCGAUAAAUUGAAAUCGAAAUUUUUCUGUUCUGUUUAAUAGGUUAUUACCAUUAUUAAUAUUAUUAUUAUUAUUACUUUUAUUAUCUUUUUGUUAUUUUUAAAAGUAAAAUUGUAUAAAAUAGUUUUACGUGUAAUAGCACGUGAAUAUAUGUAUACAUUAUUUAUAUUUAUUUUUUUGACAUCCUGCAUUGAAGGGAGUAAUCAUCAUGAAACAGUGAUUUAAUAUUCUGGAUGUUUUAAAAUACAAUAAUAUUACAUGGUGGUGCA